GAAGAAGAACCAGCGGCACACGCGCUGCUUCCGGUGUUUGAAAGUCGCGGACAUGGAGCUAGCAGUGGGCAGCGAGCCGAUGACGCUGGGAUCUCCCACAUCCCCCAAACCUGCAUCUGGAGCACAGUUCCUGCCCGGGUUCCUCAUGGGCGAUCUCCCCGCACCCUCCAGCCCACAGCCCCGCCCCUUUGGCUUCGGCACACCCCUCCUGGACCAAUCACAAGUGCUGGCGUCCUCGGUCGCGGUUGGCCCUGGGAGCACGGUCCCUCAGCCCGUUGUCCCCACGCACAAGGACAAGAGCGGGGCCCCUCCUGUUCGGAGCAUCUACGCUGAGCUGGCUGGAGCUGGCACCGGCACCCCCGCGGCCCCUCAUAGACAGAUGCAGUCCCCCAUGUCAGCACGGCUGGCCUCUACUCCUGGAGCAGGAGUGCAACAGCUGUGCAUGUCCCCCGCUCAGGUGGACCCUUUCUACAGCCAGGGGGAGACACUGACCUCUGAGGACCAACUGGACCAGACCUGGGUCACAGUUUUUGGGUUCCCUCCGGCAUCAGCUUCUUACAUCCUGCUGCAGUUCGCUCAGUACGGCAACAUCCUCAGACACUCGAUGGCAACUCCCGGGAAUUGGAUGCACCUGCAGUACCAGUCGAAGUUACAGGCACGGAAAGCUCUGUCCAAAGAUGGGAAGGUGUUCGGAGACGCCAUCAUGGUGGGAGUCAAGCCCUGUAUAGACAAGAGUGUUAUGGACAGCGUGGAUGUCUCCUCCCCCCUCUCCUCCUCCUUCUUCUCCUCUUCUGCACUGCCCUCCACCCCCCGCUCCGCCAUCAGGCCUCUGAGUGCAGCCCGGCGUGCCUCGGCCAGCGACUACCAGGUUGUGGCCGACAGACAGACCCCCAGGAAAGACGACAGCUUUGUGUCUAAGGCCAUGGAAUACUUGUUUGGCUGGUGACCAUGGCGACCGUGUGUGUGUGUCUGUGUGUGUGUGUGUGACAGAGAGAGGGGGUGUGUCUGUGUGUGUGUGUGAGAGAGUGUGUGUGUGUGUGCUAUUCUUUUAUUACUUUUCUAAAUCUUUGUCUCAAUAAAGCUCUAUGAACU
Messenger RNA from Periophthalmus magnuspinnatus, 1092 nucleotides. RefSeq names its product nucleoporin NUP35-like. Lineage: Eukaryota; Metazoa; Chordata; Actinopteri; Gobiiformes; Gobiidae. The transcript has 9 exons. Gene Ontology annotation, biological process: regulation of DNA-templated transcription; NLS-bearing protein import into nucleus; nuclear pore organization. Gene Ontology annotation, cellular component: nuclear pore central transport channel; nuclear membrane; nuclear pore nuclear basket. Gene Ontology annotation, molecular function: single-stranded DNA binding; phospholipid binding; structural constituent of nuclear pore. The record is from RefSeq and is a predicted model, not a curated record. The coding region runs from base 53 to 946 and encodes 297 amino acids.